Molecule: messenger RNA, 3150 nt
Organism: Pseudonaja textilis
Lineage: Eukaryota; Metazoa; Chordata; Lepidosauria; Squamata; Elapidae
Source: RefSeq, a predicted model, not a curated record
GUCAUCCGGGUUGGAUCUUCGCUGUUGCUGCCGCCGCCGCCGCCGCCUUCCAGGGCGAUCCCUUCCCUGCAUCGGCGCUGAAUCCUUCGGAGAAGGCUGCCCGCUUUUGCCAGGAGCUACGUGGGGGGAGGAAACAGCAACCACCUCUCACCAAACAUUGGACUGCAAAGCCCUUCAAUUGAUCAGCCUCCAGAAACCAUGCAUGGGGGGAAACCCUCUGAGCAGAGUUCCCCUCAGAGGAACCAGGAAGGAUUGUCUACAUGCUCCCAAUGCGGGAAAUCCUUUGCUCACCGGUCCCUCCUUUUGAUCCACCGGAAGCUGCACACGGGGAGUGGAUCCCACCUGUGUUCUCUUUGUGGAAGCUCCUUUCCCGGAGUCUGGAGCUUUGCCAAACAUCUCCGGAGCCACCCUGGAGUGAAGCCUUACAAAUGCGGAGAGUGCAGGGAGCGUUUUCCUAAAGGCUCGGACCUUGGAGCCCAUCAGCGAAUCCACCAGGGAAGAAAGAGAUCUCAGGAAUGCCGGAAGUGGAGGAACAGAUUGUGGUUAUGUCAAAAAUCAGAGCUUCACACACGAGAGAAACAUUACAAGUGCGGCCAAUGCGAGAAGGCCUUCCCUCAGAAGUCGCAGCUUUGGCUCCACCAGAAAUUUCACCAGGAAAUAAAGCCUUACAAUGCGUGCGGGGGUGAAAUUGCCCCGCGAUCCUCUCUUCGGAGUCACAAGAAAAAAAACCGAUGGGAGAAAAAUGAAGAGUGUCCAGAAUGCGGGAAAUGUUUUUCCACCAAGGCCUCCCUGAUACGACAUCAGAGAAUCCACUUUGGCGACAGACCCUAUCAAUGCUCGGACUGUGAGAAACCAUUUGUGUAUUUUUCGGACCUUUGCAGGCACCAGGAAUGGCACAGAGGAAAGAAACACUAUAAAUGUGCGGAGUGUGGGAAAAGCUUUUCUUGCAAGUCCUAUCUUCGUUCACACCAGGAUGCCCACACAGGGGGGAAACCCUACAAGUGCACAGAGUGUGGGAAGUGCUUCCUUGUAAAGGGGAGCCUGUGUCAACACCAGAAGAUUCACUCCGGGGAGAAGCCCUUUCAGUGCAUCGAGUGUGGAAUGUUUUUUCUUACCAAAGGAGGCCUCACACGUCACGGGCAAGUUCACAAAGGAAGAAAAGAUCACAAAUGUUUGGACUGUGGGGCAGUAUUUGCUUAUUUGUCAACCCUGAGAAAACACAGCCUGAUAAAGCACGUAGGAGUGACCUCUCUGAAAUGUUUGGAGUGCGGUAAAUGUUUUUUCAGAAAUGACAGCCUUUUGAGGCAUCGGAGAAUUCAUACCAGAGAAAAGCCUUAUGAAUGUCUGGAGUGUGGGAAAUCUUUUGCUUACAAGGAAUAUCUUAAGGUCCACGAGAGGCUUCACACAGGAGAGAAACCUCACACCUGCAGGAACUGUGGGAAGGACUUUGUACGUAUUAGUGACCUUCGGACCCAUGAGGAGAUUCACACAGGGAUAAAAUCUCAUAAGUGCUCUGAGUGCGGAAAAUGUUUUGGUUGGAGUUCAUCUCUCCGGAGUCACAAGAAAAAAAACCGACUGGAGAAAAAUGAAGAGUGUCCAGAAUGUGGGAAAUGUUUUUCCACCAAGGCCUCCCUGAUACGACAUCAGAGAAUCCACUUUGGUGACAGACCCUAUCAGUGCUCCGAAUGUGAGAAACCAUUUGUGUAUUUUUCGGACCUUUGCAGGCACCAGGAAUGGCACGGAGAAAAGAAACACUAUAAAUGUGAGGAGUGUGGGAAAAGCUUUUCUUGCAAGUCCUAUCUUCGUUCACACCAGGAUGCCCACACAGGGGAGAAACCCUACAAGUGCACAGAGUGUGGGAAGUGCUUCCUUGUAAAGGCAAGCCUGUGUCAACACCAGAUGAUUCACUCCGGGGAGAAGCCCUUUCAGUGCAUCGAGUGUGGAAUGUUUUUUCACACCAAAGGAGGCCUCACGCGUCACGGGAAAGUUCACAAAGUAGAAAAAGAUUACAAAUGUUUAGACUGCGGAAGAACAUUCGCUUAUUCGUCAUCCCUUAGAAAUCACUACAACAUAAUGCAUCUCGGAGUGACGCCCCAUAAGUGCUCCGAGUGCGGGAAAUGUUUUAGCAGAAAAGCAAAUCUUUUGAGGCAUCAGCAAAUUCAUACCGGAGAAAAACCUUAUCGGUGUCAGGAAUGUGGGAAAUCUUUUAUUCACAAAGAAUAUCUCAGGAAUCACGAGAAAUUUCACACAGGGGAGAAGCCUUACAGGUGCGGGGAAUGUGGGAAAGGCUUUACCCGCAGUUCAGACCUUCGGGUACACGAGAAGAUUCACACAGGAAGAGGUUCUUAUCAAUGCCCCGAGUGUGGGAAAAGUUUCAGUUGGCGUUCAUCUCUUCGGAGGCAUAAGAAAGCGCAUAAAAGUCAGGAAAAGUGCCCGGAAUGUGGGAAAUGUUUUUCCCAGAAAUCGCAUUUGUUGCGACAUCAGAAAGUUCACAUUGGGGACAGUCCCUAUGAAUGCCCGGUAUGUGCAAAACGAUUUGUGGAUUCUGCUGAACUUCAGGGACACCAGAAGGGGCACGGAGGAGAGAAGCCCUAUAAAUGUGGGGACUACGGGAAAAGUUUUUAUCAAAAUUCAGAAGUUGGUGUACAUCAGAGCAUCCACACGGGGGAGAAGCCCUGUAAAUGUGGGGAGUGUGAGAAAUGUCUUGCUCAGAGGGCGGAACAUCAGAGAAUUCACUCGGCGGAGAAGCCCCAUCGGUGCAUCGAGUGUGGAACAUUUUUCCGUCGUGAAUCAGCCCUUAGAAGUCACAUGAAAAUUCACACAGAGCAAGUAAUUAUUUUAGAUUGAUAACUGUGCAUGUCUUCUAGAAGGCAACUUCUACCUGCCUUCAUUUGUACUCUCACAUUCACACAUGGGUGUACCCUCAAGAGAGCCUUGCCAGGAAGAGAUGAAGGAAAUCUGGUUUAAUCACCUUAGGUAAAGGAGUUCGUGGAAGACUGUCUUGUGAUUUCGGGACAACUAAAUGGAGAGGUCCUCUUGGAUAUAUAUUUACUUCCUGGCCCAUCCUAGAGCUCCUGGUGGUCUCCCAUCCAGCACUCAUGAGCUUAUUGAAUCAAGGUAAAGGGGGAUGAGAGAAUUGUUGGGGUGAGG